AACGGCCCUGCCCCCCCGCAGACCGCCGACCAGCAGUACAUGGAGGGCUUCAACGACGAGCUGGAGGCCUUCAAGGAGCGCGUGCGCGGCCGGGCCAAGGCGCGCAUCGAGAGGGCGAUGAAGGAGUACGAGGAGGAGGAGAGGCAGAAGCGCCUGGGGCCCGGCGGCCUCGACCCCGUCGACGUCUACGAGUCCCUGCCACCCGAGCUGCAGAAAUGCUUCGAUGCCAAAGACGUGCAGAUGCUGCAGGACACCAUCAGCCGCAUGGACCCCACCGAGGCAAAGUACCACAUGCAGCGCUGCAUCGAUUCGGGGCUGUGGGUCCCCAACGCCAAAGCGGCAGCUGAGGGU
This is a messenger RNA of Meleagris gallopavo (turkey), 351 nucleotides long. The record is from RefSeq and is a predicted model, not a curated record. NCBI's taxonomy places the organism in Eukaryota, Metazoa, Chordata, Aves, Galliformes, Phasianidae.